CUCAAAUAGUAAUAACUGUGGAUUACUUCUCAUGUAAGAAAAGAUUAAAAAUUGCUUGUGGUUACUUAUUACCUUUGGUUCUAAUGUUUUAACCUGGUCAAAUUUAAUUUCUUUUUCCUUUUUCCCUAAUGUACAUUAUUAGAUUUAGGAAGUGUGCAUUGGGCAUCAUUAACUAGUAUAUAUAUAGACGUGGUCCGAGGUAUAGUAUUAUUAUGUGAUAGAACAGAAAAUAGAAUUUCAGUUUUAAGAGUCACAUAGCCAAAAAUUCUCUCAAUUCCACUUCAUUGAAAAACAAGUUACCCCAAAUUCUUUGCAAUACAACUUCAUACACUUUACUUCACUACCCAAAGGUUAGUUCAAUAUUGCACUUCCUCAUUAAUGCAUGAAAGUAAGACAGCCAACGAAAUCCUUUAUUAAAUCUCACUACUUGUAGUAGUAGUAGUAGUAAGGUUAGUUAGGGCUUCAAUAAGCAAACAAACAUCUUUUUUAUUACCUUUGUGGACUACGUAGAUUUAUAAGUUUCUAUUUUUGCAGUUGAUUAAAGUUGACAACAAAAAAGGGGAAAAAACAAACAAACAAUGCUGAUGCUAUAGUAUUUUUUUUAGGUUUUGGUGAUGCUAUAGGAUAUUUGUGCUACUGAGGAGGCUAUAUUGUUUGUUUUGUCGUUGUGGUACUGAAGUAGGGGUAAGGUUUGCGUACACACUAUUCUCCUCAGACCCCACUUGCAGGAUUACACUGCAGUGUGUUGUUGUUGUUAUUGUGGUACUGAGGUGAUCUUUUUUUUGUGUAUACGCGAACUUGGGGUAAGUCCAUUUACUCUGUAGUAUUGAAGGGAAAAAAGAAGAAGAAGAAAUGGAGCCUGAUGGUUUUGAAGCAGGAGCUUAUAGGGCUGAGAGAUUAAGAAUGCAUGGAGUUGAAUUGGAUGGUGACCCUUAUGUCGUGCCUCGUAGUGGGUUAAUGGGAAAUUCUUCGCGUACGCGGAGGAGUUUGAGCCCUUGGAGAGGGGAAGGGCCCCGUGGAGUUAGUAGGCGUAGGGGUGAAUUAAUGGAUAGUGGGGUAAUGGAACAAUCUUCACGUAGGCAGAGGAGUUUGAGCCCUCGGAGAGAGGAAGGGCCCCUCGGAGUUAGUAGGUGUAGGGGUGAGUUAAUGGUGAGAGAUGAAGAGUUCAGUGAUAGAGGUGACAUAAGGGAACCCCAGUUGAGGAGAGGGUUGAUGGUUAGAAAUCAAGAUUUUAGUGAUAGAGGUGAUAUAAUGGAACCCCAGUUGAGGAGGAGAGGGUUAAUGGUGAGAGAUGAAGAAUUUAGUUAUAAAGGUGAUGUUAUGGAACCCCAGUUGAGCAGGAGAGGGUUGAUGGUGAGAGAUGAGGAGUUUAGUCGUGGAGGCAAUAUAGUGCAGCCUAAGUUGAAGUCGCCUGCUUAUCAACAAGUGGAUGAAAAGCCUCGACGUCAUUAUGAGGCUUCAUUGAGUAGGGAUGAGAUGGAGAGAAGAUAUGAUGAGCUUGUUGAUUAUGAGAACAGAUAUGAAGCUGCACGCACUGGUGUGGAUUAUGAUUAUGAGUAUGAUGGUGCAAGAAGUGUUCAAGGCCAUAAUUCGAAUAAAGAUAGAGGUGGUGUGCAUCAUCAUGGGUUGGACAGACAUAAACUGUUGGCUUUGGAGGAUGGAGCGUCCCGGUCUAAGGAAUGUUUGACCACAUCCUCUGGAACCUCUAAGAUGAAUUAUGCACCUAUGAUUCAAGAUGAUAUGCAUUUUCUUGGGGAUAUUCAUUCAAGGAGUUCCACGAAGCUUAGACAACCAUUAUAUCUCAAUGAAUAUAGUGAAAAUCACAGUUAUAAUACCCUACAAGAUUAUGCAGCUGGGCAUAAGGAACUGACAGGCUAUCAAUAUGAUAAAGUUAGUUCUCCCAGGGGUGACAAUUUGAACUAUGUAUAUCCUGAAGGGAGACCAAGAGAUACUAGUGAUUAUGUUCAUUCAUAUGAAAGGACUAGUUUGCUUGAACAAGCGAUUCUGCCAAGGCGACUGGAUUACCAUAGCAGCAAAGAUGAACAUUCUAAUUCCUAUGAUGAGAGGCGGAGGAGAUCGCCCCAGCUCGAACAUGAAAUGGAAAUGCUUGGAGAUAGGGUACGACUAAAGAACAUUGAAUCAGGUGUUAUUGGAUGCGAUGGUCAUCCAAUUCUGUCAGUAAAGAGGAAUUACAUUUUAGAUGAAGAAAAGAUGGGGCAUAAUUCUGGACCGGUUGUGUUCAGUAGCUUGAAGAGAAACAUUAACAGAGCUCAAGAUAUAGAUUAUAGGAAUGAGGUGUGGGAUGAUCAAGAUGAUAGUGGCUUAUUGUCUCCGGAGAACUUUGAGGAUGACAAGUGGUUUGGAGAGGCAGAAAGAACAUACAGCAGGGACCUUUACGAUAGAGUUGCUGCCACUGAUGGCUUAUUGUCGUAUCGCGGUUCAAUAGAUCAGGGGCAAAGGCACCUUAUUAGACCAUAUAAUCCUGGUAAAAAGCAAAAGGUGCAUGAGAAUCCAAGUACACUGAGACAGUAUGUUUCAAUUCAAGGUAACAGGAACUAUCAUCUUACAAAAAAUAUUUGGACAAGAGGCAAAUAUGAUAAACAAACAGAAGCAUCUCACCACGUGGUUGAUGAAUUAAAGGAUCGGGUAGCUUGUGCAAAAACUGAGUUGCCUGAAGACUCAAUUGAAUUUAAGCAACUGGUACAUAAUUUCUUCCUAUCUUACACCAAAAAGUUGAAUCAGAGUGUUGCGACUCAGAAAAGAUACAAGGAGCAAGGCAAGGCCGGUGGCUUAUACUGCAUUGUUUGUGCCAACAGUUUUUUCUUUGCAACUGCUAAAUGCUUGUACUUUCUCAGUCAAUUGAAAGAGUUCAAAGAUACUCGAUCCUUGGCAACACAUUGUUUUAUGACGCAAAGGUUGGGGUUGAAAGCAAAACACUUGGGUCUUUUCAAGGCAAUAUGUGUCCUAAUGGGGUGGAGCAGUGAUGCACCCCCUGAAGGCAAAUUAUGGAUUCCAGUGGCUGUUCCUGCCUCUAAUGCUUUAGCCCAGAAAGAAGAUCUUAUUCUCUGGCCACCAGUGGUUGUUAUACAUAACUGCUCUGGAUUGGUAACUGGCCUAGAUGGGGAAAAAGUCACGGCAGCUGUUGAGGACUUUCUAAGAGGUAAAGGUUUUAGUGGUGCUAGAAUGAGGGUUCGUCUGGCAAAGCCUGGUAGCAGCAGCGUAUUACUGGUGAAGUUCUUGGGCAUUAUUCCUGGCUUUCUGGAUGCAGAAAAGCUUCAUAACCACUUCAUGGAAGAAGAGCGCGGAAGGAAAGACUUUGGAGUUGCAACUUCUACCAAGGGCAAAGGCAUCGACAGCAGAAAUGUGAAGGGGGAUGAAGAGGAACUUUUGCUCUAUGGUUACAUGGGAAUAGCUGAAGACUUGGAUAAAGUUGAUAUUAGCACCAAGAGGAGAAGUUUAAUCAAGAGCAAAAAGGAGAUUCAUGAUUUUUUAGAUGCUCCUGUCUAACCUGUAGAGGAAGAUUAGGAUUAAAUUUUUUGUUGCAGCUGGGGAGAACACCACCAGCCAUCAUCCUUUCAGAACAUUAGAAAAGCAAUGUAGAUAGAGGGAUGAAAGAAAGGUACAAAGAAAACUAAAGGAUUGUGAAUUGGGGGAUAGAACUCGGUUCAUAUCCACGUUUUUGUAUUAAACAUUAAUGGCUGCUCUUUU
Messenger RNA from Lycium barbarum (goji berry), 3708 nucleotides. RefSeq lists its product as uncharacterized. Gene Ontology annotation, biological process: regulatory ncRNA-mediated gene silencing. The record is from RefSeq and is a predicted model, not a curated record. Bases 853 to 3507 code for a protein of 884 amino acids. Lineage: Eukaryota; Viridiplantae; Streptophyta; Magnoliopsida; Solanales; Solanaceae. The transcript has 3 exons.